Molecule: messenger RNA, 3755 nt
Organism: Solea solea (common sole)
Lineage: Eukaryota; Metazoa; Chordata; Actinopteri; Pleuronectiformes; Soleidae
Gene: cfap57
Product: cilia and flagella associated protein 57
Exons: 21
Coding region: 53-3568 (1171 amino acids)
Molecular function (GO): protein binding
Source: RefSeq, a predicted model, not a curated record
UUAUGUUACUUGGAGUUUUUUUCACGGCUUUAAAUAAUAAUUACGGUGAAAAAUGACGACUGUCGUCGCUCAGUCCCACUUCAUCUUUGGUCUACGAACAGGUGUGACUAAUAAUUUGUGUUUCUUCGACGAGCAAACCGUGGUUUUUCCCUGUGGAAACAACGUUGUGUGUUACAACACGGUGCAAAGAUGUCAGAGGUUCAUUCCAGGCUCAGAGAAAAGCAAGGACAUGCGAGCUUUGGCCAUCAGUGCUAACCGGCGUUAUUUGGCAGUGUCGGAGCGCGGCGAGAAGGCCACCAUCACUGUGUUUGACCUGCAGCACGAGCAGGGCAGGAAGAGGAAAGUCCUGACUGCAGGUGAUAUCCCUGUCGGAGAGUUUGUAUGCAUGGCUUUCUCCCCGGAUUCCAAGUAUCUAAUUGGCCAAUCAGGAGACCCAGAGUGGACAUUGAUCUUGUGGCUUUGGGAAAAGCAGAAAGUCCUGGCAACAGUGAAAACCAGUAACUCAAACAACCCUGUCACCCAGGUCAGCUUCAACCCACACAACAACAUGCAGCUGUGUGUGAGCGGAACUGGUGUGUUCAAGCUGUUCCGCUACACAGAGGGAGCCCUGAAACAGAGCAGCUUCCCAAAGGUGGAGUCCAUCAGUUUCCUGUGUCAUACUUGGAUGACGGCAGAGCGGGUGGUGGCGGGGACGGACACUGGCAGGCUGCUGGUGUUUGAGUCUGGAGACCUGCGGAGAGAGAUCAGCACAUCUUACAAGGCUUUGCACGAGCAGCCAGACAGGCAAAUUGGGACAAGGAUGAUCAAAGACCCUGACAUGGAUAAAGCAUCUCCCGCCUCUCCCAUAACUGCCAUUCUGUCCUAUUCGAAGGGCUUUGUGUGCUCAGUGGGUCUGGGCACUGUGUGUCUUUUUGAAAAGACAGAGGAGGACAGUUACAGGAGGAGCAGGGAGAUUAAGAUCCCUCCAGACCCACACAGCGAUGAGGUGACCACAGCUGAGAGACAGGAGGUUGACACCAUGUGCAUCAGUCCAGCAGAGGAGACCCUAGCCAUCAGCACAGACCAAGGACAGUUGUACAGCAUCAGCCUGUCAUCUGUGGACAUCAGCAAGGAAGAACAACCACACUUUGAGUUUCUGUCCCAGUCCUUCCACUGCAAGUCCAUCACUGGUUUAUCCGUCUGCCUUUGGAAGCCCCUUGCAGCCACCAGCUCUCUGGAUCGCUCUGUUCGCAUCUGGAACUACGAGACAAAAGUGUUGGAGCUAUACAAGGGAUUCCAGGAAGAGGCACACAGCGUAGCUCUGCAUCCCUCCGGCCUUUUCAUCCUGGUCGGCUUUUCAGACAAACUCAGACUUAUGAACCUGGUUCUCGAUGACAUCCGCACGUUCAAGGAGUUUAAUGUUCGCGGCUGCAGAGAGUGCGCUUUCAGCAAUGGUGGCCACAUGUUUGCAGCUGUCAAUGGAAAUAUAAUUCACAUCUACUCAGUCACCUCGUUUGAAAAUAUCCUCACUCUGAAGGGCCACAAUGGAAAGAUCCGUGGUGUUAAAUGGAGCCUGGAUGACAGGCGGCUUGUGUCAUGUGGGAUGGAUGGUGCGGUGUAUGAGUGGAACACACAGACUGGCAAGCGUGAGUCAGAGAGCGUCCUCAAGUCCUGUGGCUACACGGGCGUGGCCUUCUCUUCAGACUGUGCGACCAUCCUGGCUGUGGGAACUGACCUCACGCUGAAGGAGAUCCAAGACUGUCAAGUCCUGAGGGAGGUUCCUGGUGAUGAGAUAGCUCAAAGUGCCGUCGCCGUGUCACACUCUGGAAGGGUCAUCUUCACUGGGACCUCCAGUGGAACCAUCAGGGCCAUUAAAUACCCAUUACCCAUUCAGAAGGACUGGAUCAUGUACCAGGCUCACUGUGGCCCAGUUUCCAAGAUGGAGAUCACGUCCGAUGAUCAGUUCCUGCUGACGGCGUCUGACGAUGGCUGUCUCUUGAUAUGGAAGAUCAUUGAUAAGGAAGGCCGAGGAUUGAAGAGCAACAGGCAAAUCAUCCACACCGAAGAGAUUCUUGUCACCAAGUCAGACCUGGAGGAAAAGACGCAGAACAUGCUGGAGCUAAAGAUGCAUCUGGAGGAGAUGCAGAUGGAGAACGAGUACCAGCUCCGCCUGAAGGACAUGAGUUACAACGAGAGGUUGAAGGAGAUUUCGGACAAGUUUACGCAGCAAAUCGAAUCUCUGCAAAAUACACAGCAGGCCAUGAGGACAGAGAUGGAAAAGCAGGACUGUGAGCACCAGCAGAGCUCUGAAGAGCUCACUGUGACACAUUCCAAAGAACUUGAAGAUUUAGAGACGUCCUACAGCCAGAAGCUUAUUGUGGAGCAUACGAGGUUCCAGGAUCUUCAAGCAAAGUGUGAGAGGAUGCAGGAUGACUUUGAGAAGCAGCUCAAGUCUGCAGAGGAGCACAGAGUCCAAGCCCUGGAGGAACUGACACAGAGUUAUGAAGCCAAGCUGCAGGAGAAGACUCAGCUCCUGGCUCAGUGUCAGGAGGAUGCACAGCAGCAGAUCCGGGAGUUUAAAGAAAUCGUAAAGCAGGUAGAGGAGGAUGAGGACAAGAUGAUCCACAACAUCCAAAUUAAAUAUGAGAAGCAGCUACGCACGGAAAAAGAGACCAACACAAAUCUGAAGGGAGAAAGCAGUCUCAUUGUCCAAAAGGUCCACAGUCUGCAGAGGCAGAUUGAAGACAAGGGCACAGACAUAGACAAACUGAAGCAGGAGCGGCAGCGGCUGCUGAGACUGAUCCGCUCCCUGGAGAGUGACAUCGAGGACCUGAAGAGACAGAUCGCUGGACAUGAAAAGACCAACCAGGACAAGGAUAAGACCAUUGCUGGCUUGAAGAAGAAGAACCAGGAGCUGGAGAAGCUGAAGUUUGUUCUGGAUUUCCAGUGCAGUGAGCUUAAGAAGCAGACUGAGCCACAACAAGACGAGAUCAUUGAGAAGAAGGAGAGGAUCCAUCAGCUGCAGGAGGAGCUGGUGCAGAGCCAGAAGAGCAACACUCAGCUGAAGCUCACAGUGACCGACCUGAGACUCAAACUGACCACCAGAGAUAAGGAGAUGCACAAGGAGAUGCAGAAAGUGAAAGAUUUGGAGACACAUCUUAAGCGGUUCAAGUCAGACCUUCAUAACUGUGUUGGCUUCAUUCAAGAGCCAAGGAAACUUAAGGACAGUGUGCAGAUGAUCUAUGCCCGCUACGUGCCACAGGCUGAUGGAGUGGACAAAAGCAGCGUAGACGAAGAUGUUCAGAGGGCUUUCUGCCGCCACCGCGAUCACCUGGAGAGGACGGUGAACAGUCUGAAAAUGAGGCUGACCAAAUCCACCGAGGAGCAUGAGCGAGUGUAUGCCAGGAUCAUGAAGGAGAACGUGACUCUGAUCACUGAAAUCAACGAACUGCGCAAGGAGCUGCGUUUAGUGAGGAGUCAGGUUAAAGACUACAAAGCUCAGCUGAUCACAUACAAGAGAUCCAACAAGUCACGUCCAAACUCAGAGGAAGGACCAAACAAGGAACCUGAGCGUGAAAACGUCAGUUAAAAGACUGUUGUCAAACUAUUGGAGCAGCAAUGGGACAAAGUACUUCAGGGAUGAUUAAAAAAACAUGAUAACAGUAAAAUGACAACACAAUUUAAUCUCAUAUUUACAAUGAAGAUAACCUUGAAUAUUAAGUAUUAUAUUUCUACAAUUCAGUGUAAAUGUAGAUGAAAUAAAGGGGUCAUCUGAA